GGUUACAACACAGGAAGAGCUUGUCCGGGAGACGAGCGUGAUCUUGUGUUUAUUGAAAAGAAAACUACCACACGAGCUACCGCAGUGGGCUUUGUAACAUCUUUACAGUUAAAUACAACUAUCUGCUCUGAGCUUCGUGUUGAGGAGAAGCUUUUGUAACGUCGCUCAGUCGCCAAGGUCAAGCAGCAGUGGAUGUGUGCAGCUCAGCCUUCAACACGUGUGGUUGUUGCAAGAAGAAAAAGCUGAGAUAUGGCUGGACUCAUAAACUUUGAAGAUGAGAACGAAGUGAAGCAGUUUUUGGAUAAUUUGGGAGUGGAGUACAGCUUCCAGUGCUACAAAGAGAAGGAUCCUGAAGGGUGCCAAAGGCUCGCCGACUACUUGGACGGGGUGAAGAAAAACUAUGAAUCUGCAGCACAAGUGCUCAAACAUAACUGUGAGACACAUGGACAUGGAGAGAGUUGCUACAAGCUGGGAGCUUAUCAUAUCACAGGCAGAGGUGGAGUUGCUGAGUGUCUAAAAAAAGCCUACUCCUGCUUUAUGCAGUCCUGCAACACUGGAGGAAAGAAGUCUGUAGACGCCUGCCACAAUGUCGGUCUGUUAGCGCACGACGGACGAGCUUUGGAUGGACAACCCGACCUGACGGCGGCCCGGCAGUACUAUGAGAAGGCCUGCGCUGGAGGCUUCGCUCCCUCCUGCUUUAACCUCAGUGCUUUGUUCAUUGAGGGCAAUGCCAAAGGUCUGGCGCCAGAUAUGACUCUAGCCCUGAAGUACGCUAACAGGGCCUGCGAGCUGGGACAUGUGUGGGGCUGCGCUAAUGCAAGCCGGAUGUACAAACUCGGGGACGGUACAGAAAAGGACGAGAAGAAGGCAGAGGAGCUGAAGAAUCGAGCGAGGGAGCUGCAUGGUUCGGUGAAGGAAAAACAGCUGAAAUUUGGCGAGUGAUCACGAAACGCUCGAUUGAAUUAUCAUUGUUUUGGUGUAUCUACACGUGGUGCUAAAAAAAGUUCACUGUGUUCAAAGGUUGGAAAUGAUGUGUUGUUAGAUGGUAAAGUUCAGGGAGCAGAAUACAUUUGUGUAAGUAGAUUUAACCCAUAUGAAUAUAAAAAUGUAAAUAAAAAAAUAAAUGAAUUUCAAUCUCA
Messenger RNA from Amphiprion ocellaris (clown anemonefish), 1139 nucleotides. Its product is annotated as cytochrome c oxidase assembly factor 7. Gene Ontology annotation, cellular component: mitochondrial intermembrane space. The coding region runs from base 250 to 942 and encodes 230 amino acids. Gene Ontology annotation, molecular function: protein binding. Lineage: Eukaryota; Metazoa; Chordata; Actinopteri; Pomacentridae. The transcript is spliced from 3 exons. The record is from RefSeq and is a predicted model, not a curated record.